Messenger RNA from Carcharodon carcharias (great white shark), 3215 nucleotides. RefSeq names its product thyrotropin-releasing hormone-degrading ectoenzyme-like. Gene Ontology annotation, molecular function: metalloaminopeptidase activity; peptide binding; zinc ion binding. Gene Ontology annotation, biological process: peptide catabolic process; proteolysis. Bases 19 to 3003 code for a protein of 994 amino acids. The transcript is spliced from 20 exons. Gene Ontology annotation, cellular component: cytoplasm. The record is from RefSeq and is a predicted model, not a curated record. NCBI's taxonomy places the organism in Eukaryota, Metazoa, Chordata, Chondrichthyes, Lamniformes, Lamnidae.
UCACUCCCUCCAUCACCAAUGGUGAUUGAAGAAGACUCCAUGCGGAAUGGAAGGGGACUGUCUGAUCAGUGGGCAGACUCUGUGGUGGUUCGACCCAGGACAACGGAAAGACACAUCACCGUGCACAGGAGACUGGUACUGGGUUUUGCCAUUUCCAUCCUGGGUCUCAUCAUAGUCACAAUUAUAGCAGUGCUUCUGAGUGUUAAGUUUGAGGAGUGUGCCAAUGACGGCAGCAACAGGGUAGCGAAUGCCACUGUGUAUACCGGGGCCAAGUUGAACCAGACUAGAGAGAGCCUCAGCAACCCCAAUCAUAGCAAAACGGCUGGAAAACCAUGGACACAGCUGAGGCUGCCCAGUUCAGUAAAACCCUAUCAUUACGACCUGAACAUUACAGCUUUCAUGGACAACUUUACUUUCUCUGGAGAAGUCAGCAUUUGGAUGCACUGUGUGAACUCAACCAAGUACAUAGUGCUGCAUGCAGACAAGCUGCCAGUUGAAGGGGCAGAGGUCACUACGGCAAACAGCUCUGACCGCCUCGGAAUUAGAAAAUAUUUCUUAUAUCCGCAGAACCAAGUUUUAGUGAUUAUGUUGACCAGGGAGCUGAAAGCACUGAAACGUUACACUUUAAAAAUAAAAUACAAUGCCAAUAUAGCAGACGAGCUGCUCGGCUUCUUUCGGAGCUCCUAUGUGACAAGUGGAGAGAGCAGCUACCUUGCAGUGACACAGUUUUCUCCUACACACGCCCGCAAGACCUUCCCAUGCUUUGAUGAGCCGGUAUACAAAGCAACAUUUAAAAUUGCCAUCAAGCACCAAGAGCCUUACUUGGCACUAUCUAACAUGCCAGUCAGUGGCAUAAUUCACGAGGAAGAAGGAUGGGUCACAAAGCAGUUUGCAGAAACACCUCGAAUGUCCACUUAUUAUCUGGCCUGGGCAAUUUGCAACUUCACCUUUAAGAACACCGUUACUGAAAGUGGCAUUACUGUGAGGUUGUAUGCCAGGCCAGAUGCUAUUCAACGAGGAUCUGGAGACUAUGCUUUAAAUAUAACAAAGAGGCUGCUGGAAUUUUAUGAAGAUUACUUUAAUGUCAGCUACUCUCUACCAAAAUUAGAUCUGUUAGCAGUUCCUAAAUAUCCAUAUGCUGCUAUGGAAAACUGGGGACUGAGUGUGUUUGUAGAACAAAGGAUUUUGCUGGAUCCCGGAGUUUCUUCCAUACCCUAUUUACUGGACGUCACCAUGGUUGUUGUACAUGAAAUCUGCCAUCAGUGGUUCGGUGACCUUGUGACUCCGAUUUGGUGGGAAGACGUGUGGUUAAAGGAGGGAUUUGCUCACUAUUUUGAAUAUGUUGGUACUGAUUACCUUUACCCAGACUUUAACAUGGAGAAACAGCGAUUCCUGACAGAUGACCUUCAUGAAGUGAUGCUACUUGAUGGCCUGGCAAGCUCUCACCCAAUAUCCCAGGAGGUCCUGCAAGCAACAGACAUUGACAGAGUUUUUGACUGGAUUGCAUAUAAGAAGGGUGCUGCAUUGAUUCGAAUGGUGGCUAACUUUAUGGGACAGCAUAUAUUUCAAAUAGGCUUACAGGACUUUUUAACUGAACACAUGUAUGGUAAUGCAGGAAGAAAUGACCUGUGGAACAAACUUACAGAGACAUUGCAGAAAAUUGGGAAAAACAUAAACAUCAAAGAAGUUAUGGACGAUUGGACAUUACAGAUGGGGUAUCCUGUUGUCACCAUUGUUAGGAAUGAGAGCAGUGUUGAUAUUUUAACAAUCAGCCAAGAACACUUCAUCUAUGAUCUCACUACAAAAUCUGUUAAUCCAGCUUUUUCAAAUAAAAGCUAUUUGUGGGAAAUCCCUCUAACUGUUGCUGUGGGAAACUUAAGCCACAUCUUAUCAGAGGCAAUGAUAUGGAUUAAUAACAAAACAGAGCAUCACAAAAUCAACUUCUUGGAUAACAGUAGUUGGCUUUUAGGAAACCUUAAUCAGACUGGCUACUUUAGGGUUAACUAUGAUUUGAGGAACUGGAGGUUGUUAAUUGAGCAGCUCAUGACCAAUCCUGAGGUGAUCUCAGUUGGUAACCGUGCAGGUCUGAUCGAUGAUGCUUUCAAUCUAGCCAGAGCUGGUUAUUUACCACAGAAUAUUCCCCUGGAGAUUAUAAGAUACCUUUAUAAAGAGAAAGAGUUCCUUCCAUGGCAUGCUGCAAGUAACGUACUGCUUUACCUAGACAAGUUGGUGGAUCGGAACAAGGAGUACAACAUUUUUAGUCAAUAUAUUCUGCAGCAAGUUGCACCUGCGUACAACCUACUAGGAUGGCCAGAGGAUGCAGCAAACAGCUCUAUUGUUCAAGCACCAUACCAGACUGAGGAGCUGCGUCGAAAGGUUAUUAUCUUGGCUUGUAAAUUUGGCAUUGCCCUCUGCCAUGAGAAGGCUGUGUUGCUUCUUUCAGAAUGGAUGGCAAGCGAUCAUAACAGAAUACCACCAAAUGUUAGAGACAUUGCCUAUUGCACUGGGAUUUCCCUCAUGGAUGACAAUGUCUGGGAAUUCAUCUUCAGCAAAUACCAAUCCUCAACUGCGGUUUCGGAGAAGAAAAUUCUACUGGAGGCUUUAGCAUGCAGCAAAAAUACAUUUUUGCUGAACAGGCUUCUUAAUCUGUCACUGAACUCCCAAUUGGUUCCUGACCAGAAUACCAUAGAUGUUAUUAUUCAUGUGGUUAAAUAUCCAAAUGGACGUGAUUUAGCCUGGAAAUUUUUCCGGGAUAAAUGGGCCGUUUUUAAUUCGAGGUAUGGUGAAGCUUUGUUUAUGAACUCCAGACUCAUCAAAGGUGUGACAGAGUUCCUGAGCACCGAAGCUGAACUAAAGGAGCUGAAGGCGUUUAUAAAGAAAGUCGGAGAGGGAACAGAUGCCUCGUUCGCACAAGCCAUUGAAAUUGUGGAAGCAAAUGUUCGAUGGCACGGUCUCCUUGAAGACGAGCUGUUUCAAUGGCUCAGGAAAUCCCUGAACAGUUAGUUUGUAACACUUCUAAAUAUUGAAAGCAUGAAGUACUUUGAUGCAUUUGUAUUAUUUAAAAAUUCUCUACUUUUGCGAGAAAGGGGAAGAAGACCCGCACUGCAGAUUUUGUACUGGUUCUUUUUCUGCAGAUUAUACCAUUCCUUCCUAGUGGCGGGGGAAAGAUUGGAAAAAAAAAUCUGCUUUAAAAAUUAGACAUGGCUUCAUGGGAC